Ostreococcus lucimarinus CCE9901 is the source of this 1121-nucleotide messenger RNA. Its product is annotated as DMT family transporter: glucose-6-phosphate/phosphate. NCBI's taxonomy places the organism in Eukaryota, Viridiplantae, Chlorophyta, Mamiellophyceae, Mamiellales, Bathycoccaceae. The transcript has a single exon. Bases 1 to 984 code for a protein of 327 amino acids. Gene Ontology annotation, cellular component: Golgi apparatus. Gene Ontology annotation, molecular function: antiporter activity. The record is from RefSeq and is a predicted model, not a curated record.
AUGGACGACGCCGCGGUCGUCGACGCGCGCGCGGGCUGGCGCGCGACGCUCGAGACGACGGCGGCGAAGUGGCGGCCGACGGUCGAGCUCGGGGCGUUGUUCGCGGGAUGGUACUACUUCUCUAUCGCGUUUAACGUGUACCAAAAAGCGCUGCUGAAGGCGGUGCCGAUGCCGCUGACGGCGACCUUCUUGGAGCUGGCGAUAGGGAGCGCGCUGGUCGCCGCGUCUUGGGGGCUGGGGGCCAAGGCGAGGCCCGACGUGAAGACGUCGAUGCUGAAACCGAUCGCGACGCUGGGGAUGGUGCACAUGCUCGGGAACGCGCUGACGAAUGUGUCGCUGGGGAAGGUGGCGGUGAGCUUCACGCACACCGUCAAGGCGUUGGAGCCGGUGUUCAGCGUCGGCUUGAGCGCCAUUUUUCUCGGGAAUAUCCCGUCGCUGGCGAUGUGCGCGUCUUUGGUGCCCAUCAUCGCCGGGGUCAUGAUCGCCAGCGCGACUGAGGUGUCGUUCAACAUGGCUGGGUUCUUAUCCGCCAUGGGCUCGAACUUGACGUUUCAAUCGCGCAACGUGUUGAGCAAAUUCGUCAUGACUGGAGACGACAUGAAGAAGCUCGAUUACGUCAACUUGCUGGGCGUGCUCACCAUCGCGUCGACCGUGUUCGCGCUUCCCUUGGCGCUCGCGUUUGAGAGCUCGAAGAUGAACGUCGCUAGUAUCGUCGCCGGCGGCAUGCCGCUCGCGGUGGCUGGUAAAAAUCUCUUCAUGGCGGCGCUCUGCUUCCAACUGUACCAGCAGCUGAGCUUCAUGGUGCUUUCGAGAGUGAAUCCCGUGACGCACAGCGUCGGCAACUCCCUCAAGCGCGUCGCCGUGAUCGCCGCGUCUGUGAUCAUUUUCCGUAAUCCAGUGAGCACGACGAACAUCAUAGGCACCGCCCUGGCGAUUUUCGGCGUCAUUCUUUACGGCCGAGUCAAGAAGCAGAAGUCGGCGUGAGCUCGAGCCGCGCCGAGGCGCUGCUUCGCACGCCGUACGCAUCGCGCUUCGACGAUUCCGCGUCGAGCUACAAUUCUUGCGCGCGCAACGCAUUCUUUUACGCAGCGUUCCUGUACCUUAAUCCCUCCUUACCUUUA